Molecule: messenger RNA, 936 nt
Organism: Closterium sp. Naga37s-1
Lineage: Eukaryota; Viridiplantae; Streptophyta; Zygnematophyceae; Desmidiales; Closteriaceae
Source: the annotation of a GenBank genome assembly
AUGGGUACUGUACAUCCACAGAACUCUGGAGUUGACUACUCUGGAGUUGACUACUCUGGAGUUGACUACUCUGGAGUUGACCACUCUGGAGUUGACUACUCUGGAGUUGACUACUCUGGAGUUGACUACUCUGGAGUUGACUACUCUGGAGUUGACUACUCUGGAGUUGACUACUCUGGAGUUGAAUACUCUGGAGUUGACUACUCUGGAGUUGACUACUCUGGAGUUGACUACUCUGGAGUUGACUACUCUGGAGUUGACUACUCUGGAAUUGACAAGGAGCUUUUGCAGUGGCAGCCUGACAGCAUCACACCAGGCGCCUGGUGCUCUCUUCCUGCCUCCACUGCCCCGCCUUCCACGUUCCACAUACCACCCGGUGAUGGCACCACUGACAGCACCAGCGGCACCACUGGCAGCACCAGCAGCAGCAGCAGCAGCAGCAGUGUUGGUGUUAUUGGCUGGCUGCAGCAGUUGCUAUCCCCUACACCGUGCAACCCUCAGAGGAGGAAGGCUAUCGUUGAUAACCCCUCUUCACUCACUCCUGCUGUAGUCACACCACGGGCAUGUAUCGCUGUUGAUGCUGGUACCGCUGCUGCUGCUGCUGCUGCUGCUGCUGCUGCUGCUGCUGCUGCUGCUGCUGCUGCUGCUGCUGCUGCUGCUGCUGCUGCUGCUGCUGCUGCUGCUGCUGCUGCUGCUGCUGCUGCUGGUGGUGGUGGUGCUGCUGCUGCUGGUGGUGGUGGUGCUGCCGCUGCUGCUGCUGCUGCUGCCGCUGCUGCUGCUGCUGCUGCUGCUGCUGCUGCUGCUGGUGCUGGUGGUGGUGGUGGUGGUGGUGCUGCUGUUGCUGCUGCUGCUACUGCUGCUAGUGCUGCUCUGGUGCUGCUUCACUCAUCCUUCCCAUGUUCGUGCCUCUAUUAUUAUCCCUCUUUUCGCCUCUAA